Messenger RNA from Lindgomyces ingoldianus, 5680 nucleotides. RefSeq lists its product as uncharacterized. Bases 350 to 5584 code for a protein of 1744 amino acids. The record is from RefSeq and is a predicted model, not a curated record. The transcript is spliced from 4 exons. Lineage: Eukaryota; Fungi; Ascomycota; Dothideomycetes; Pleosporales; Lindgomycetaceae.
CUCUGUCUGUCCAUCUAGUCCAUCGGGCAUCUGUCGAUUCGCCUGAGGAGAAUCGUGACUUGCUGGUUGCUGGGGAUAGGUACUCGAGCCGCCCGCGCCUCCCGCCUCGCUUGCCCGGACCGCCUUGUAUCGAUAACGAAACACGCAUCCCGUGCUGGAACUGGAGCAGCGUCUGGGAGAGCCAACGUCUGCUGCCAGCGCACACGUCGCUCUGCCUCCUCAAGACUCCGUUUCCGCCAUUCCCUGGCCCCCAUCUGGCAGCAGUCAUGCUGUGGUAGGCCCUCACAGCUCCCUGGACUGUGUGGGCGACGCCAAACGGCUCUCAUCGGGCACUCCUGAUGGCGACAGGAUGAUUAGAAGAACCCAGCACUCCGCCUCGCCGUCGGCGCAGGUUUACUCUACUCCGCCCGUGUCACCGACUAUCACCCACGUUUCUUCUAGAAGCCAUACCCCCUCGCACUCGACUGAUGUCCAUGACCCUUCGCACGAGGUCCCGCUCCGCUCUCAGAGUCCGCCCAGGUCGCCUUCACCUCCCCCCUCCAAGCCUGCUCAGUCAAUGAUGGGAAGUCGACCUGGCGGAGCCCACGACAACAAUGAGAGACCGUCCGCCACCGCGACUGCCGUCCAGAGGCCCGUCAUUCCUUCCUCGAUGUCUGCUCCAGCGGGGCGCCUUCCCCGCCUGCUCCCCGCCGACCUCUCGCACUACACCGACGCGUACCUCCCUACAGCGGCCAUCCCGACCUCAUCCACGUCGCUAGCCGAGCUCGCCCACUUGAUCCGUCUGCAGGGCUAUCAGGAGCAGCGCAAGGCCCAUUCCCGGGUCCGCCUGCACAGAUGGCUCGUCUCGAGCGCUCUUUCCGCACGUCUGGUACAUUGCGGAGAGCUCGCUCACCGUACUUUGGUUGACAGCUUUAGGUCAGAUGACAAAAAAAGUUUUGCUACCCUGUUUCAUGCUCUUCACGACGUUCGGAACUCGUGCGAUGCCACUCGCCGAUAUGCAUUGCUGGAGCCUGAUUUGGAGUUGGGGAAGUCAAAAAGCAUGAGGAACGAAAAGUCUCAGUCUUUUUCCACGUUCAUGAAUGAGGUUCCUUCCAAAAUCCUGGAUGACCUGCUCGAUUUCAUUUCCGAAAUCCGCACCAAUCCAGAUUUCCUUGCUACUCGGAUUCUCAAUUUGUCUCAGCAAGAGCUGGCUUCCUUGACCACAUUUCGUCAGUCUCUAGAUCCCAUAGAUUCUGUUAUGGCCAUGCAAGCUCGGGGUAAAGCCGUUGGUUCAAGUCACAAGCCCAAUCAGCCGCAAGGUCCCACUCCAAUUGAGCGCCUGUUGUCGUUCCAAAGACAUGACCCCCUGGCUGCUCUCAUCUACACCAUCUUCGCUAAUUCUUCCGGGCCGGACUCUGCCGAGGACCUCCGCCGGACAGACGCCUGGGCUACCACUUGUGCAAAGCUCAUCACCGCAGGAAAGCCAGGAUGUGACAAGUUCAUCAUUCAUGUUCUGGAUGCUUUUGCUGGUAUGAGAGAAUGGCCUGGAAAAGCCAACUUGGAACUUUACCUCAUGCAGGUUCUUCAGGACGGCCAGUUCCUGUUAGAGAAGGCCGAGGAGCAAUCCGCACGGCCAGCGUCGCAACCAGUGGCUCGAAGUACUAAGGACACUAUUGCAGCCGAUGAUUUCUAUGACAAGGCCGUGAAACGUUUGUUUGAGGUUGUUGAUGACGAGCCUAGCGCUGGUGGUAUCCCUGAAGGUGUCCUAGAAAUUGGCAAUGCCAUUCUUCGAAAGAUGGAGGAGUCUGGUGGUCGCCGUGCUGGAACCCGAACUUUCAUCGUGUCUCGCUGGCUUUUCUCUACUUACCUACUGAACGCUAUCAUUCAUCCCGAGAGCCACGGAAUCAUGAUUGGCCACCACAUCAGUGAACAUGCCCGCCAGAAAAUUCUCAAGGAGAUUGCCAUCCGCGCCCAGAAGCAUGUUUUAGACAUGACGUACAAUUGGAAACAAGGAGUUCCCAUUCUCCCAGAGAUUCGGGUCCACAUUGACAAUAUCUUGGCUAGGUUCAAGCAUUCUAAGUCCAAUUCUAAGCCCGUUCUUCUUCCCGCAAAGGCCAUUACUUCACCACGGGAAACCGUAGAGGUCCAACCUUUCAUUGUAGUCUGUCCAUCUGACAUCAUCACUCUGGUCAACACCCUCUUUCCAGAACGCCGUCCGCCGUCUAGCCACUUUGAAAAAGACCUCCGUAGCCGGACUGGUCUUACUUCAUCUGCCUCGUCGAUUUCAGGGAUCUCGAUGCCUUUCCGACCUAGUUCUAUCUCCGCUGGUGAUGCGAGCUCAAUUCUCAGUCAAAGCGCCUCUUCAAUGACCAGUGACACCACAUCUAGGGAGCCAUUAUUGGACUCUUCCGGCCAGCCGAUCGAUCGCCACACAUUGCCCCCUGAGGAAAAUUACAUUGAGAAGGCCAAAAUCGCACCCACAGAGGACUACGGAAGGCGUCUUAGAAUGGCAUGUUCUGAAAUGUCCCGAAUCCUGGGCAUGGAUGCCUGCUCCGGCUCAUGUCACCCUUGUGCUGAGAGAUGGGCUGUCCUUUAUAUUUCACCUGAUGGCAAGCACCUCAAACCCCGAAUGCGAAAAGAUGCGGACGAUGAGGAUGAACAUGAUGACGAUUCACCCGAGAGUGACAGCAGUGAUGACGAAGGGGCGUCAGACCGGCUUGACCUUGAGAGCGACUACCAUCAGCUGAAAGAGGCAAUUGCUAAACUCGUCGAAGAGUAUGAGAUCCCAAAGGAACUUGCACCGGAAAGCGAGUCGAAGAAUUUCAGCAAUCGAACUUCAACCCAUCGCCGAGACUCUAGAGGAGGACGUGCAGCUAGGAGAGAUGGUGAUUCUCUGGGAUCCAGGAACCCAUACAAUAGCCAAAGCCAGAGCCAGCUGACAAACCUUAUUGCAAGCCAACGGAAUAUACAAGCCCGCCAUCGCUCUCCGCAGCAACCAAGGAGUAGCAGCAACCCGCAGCCAGUAGAGAGUCAGGACAAGACCUCCGUGCUUGUAACCAUGCUGGAGGCUGCAAUGUACCAGUGCCAGGCCCGCUCUGACUUUGUUAACGCCCACCUCUACUACAAGACUCUGCAGACCCUCCGGAAAUUAACUUCCCCCUCGUUAAUAAAGAAUGGCUAUGCUGCACUGUUAAAUUACUUCUGUCGAGGGCCUCGGGACUCUCUUGGGAAGUCUGCAUCCGCCAUUGAAGAAUUUGAGGCCUGGUUUGUUUGGCUUAAACAGUCACAGGAGCGUCACGAUGCCGCCAUUGAAGAGAUGAUGAUGGCACUAAAGAAUUUGCGAGACAAGAUGUGGUACAUUACAGAUGUUCGGAACUCUGCAGGCUACGAGGAAGCUAAGAAUGUUGCAAUUGCCUUAAAGAUCAUGGGACAACCCACAAGGACUCUGGACGGCAAACCGAUCCAGACAAACCGACCACGGAAUUUUUCCAAAUCUUCCACCAACAAUUUCUUGCUGAAGACAGAAGCCCAAGUUGUCGAUAUCAUGGCUGCUCCCCAAGACUUUGGUGGGCCCAACAAGCUUUCGGACGAGCAGUCCGAUAUAACGCUAAAAUGGCUCAACCAAUACAGCGUCGAGAACUUCUGUAAGGGCGAGGAACGAAUCCACCGUUUCUGCCUUGAGGUCGACAAGUGUGUGAACAAGCUUGUUGGUGAUGGUAUGAUGGAUGGCCCGGUGCUUUGGUCCAGCGAGCUCUAUCGACGUGACAAGGAAGUUCUCGACAGCGGGCGCCAGAAAGGUGAUCUAUUCCUCACUGGCGUUGGAACUCUCUCCAUUGCUGGCGAUGAAGAAUACGAAACGCAAGGUCGGCCCGUCUCUCGCAGCCUUGAUUUCGCCCAACGUCCCAGUCAGAGUAGCUUGCGAUCCAUUUCAAAUCGCAAUGGUUCACAGCAAAGCUUCGACUCAAGUCCCUGGGGUCGGAAUCUCAUGGAUUCUCAAGAUUAUUUUGGAGGCCACAGUCCUGUCCUCACAAUCGACUCAACGGCCACAUUCUGGUCUCCUUUCCAGACUCAAGCACAAUCUCCAACCAGCGCAACCAGCAUUCGCCCACGAACUGCCUCGUCCUCGAAGGGCACUGUUAUGCUGAAGCAAUCAGCGAGUGUCAACGAAGACAAACGACGAUUCUUGCUAGAUCUGAAACAAACAUUGACGGGAUUGCUUUUGAGUGACCUCGGGACCAUGGUCUUCGGUCAUGGAAGCGAGACCGAUGCUUGGUUCUCUGGCGAUCUCGGUGAAGAUUGUCUCCACCGUAAAGAAGAGGAAGAACGUCGUCGAAAGAGACAACUAGCUCGUAAGAAGAGCAUGAAGAACAUUCGCAAUGCCACCCGGUCUGACACCCGCAACGGCCCGCUUGAGACUCUUGGACGCAAUGAGAGGAGCCAAGCAGCCCCACCCGUUGCAACACUCCAACACGCUGCAGCAUCUGAUCCCCAUCACUCUGCCAGCGAGCACUCAACCUCGAGUGACGCUACUUCGCGAUCUACGGGUAUGGCUGCUGCCAAGAAGGCCGGAUUGCUGGAAUUCCCAUACAAUGUCGCCUUCCGCCGCCUUUUGAACAAGUUUGCUACACAUCCUAAUCCAUUCUCUAAACUUCAUGCUCUGUAUGAGCUUGAACUUCUUAUAAUCGCCUCUUUAAGUUCACGCUCCGGCCGGUCUUAUAACAACCGUCGAGAUACUCUACCGGCCGUUCCUCAAUCACCAACACUGGGCGCCAUGCCGGAGCUAAGCUCACGUCAACCUGCAGCCCAAGUAUCUCGUGCCCAGAAUCUCGAAGAAGCCAUUGCGAAUUGUGAAGAGCGCCGUUCACAUAGCAUGACAAACCUCCACGGUGCUGGGACAGCUUCUCCAUUGCCCCACCGUAGCGGGACACGCUCACCUGUCGGCCCUCCAAGCACGGACAUGAUUGUGGAAGUCCUUCAAGGCCUUUUCCGCGAUCCUGAUAUUCGACCAAAGACUCUCUUCCGAGACUUGCAGUUCAUUGCGUCUUUCGUUCCGGCGCAGAUGCUCGACAAGACAGCUCGUGGGAAGGCAUUUUGGGAUGUUGGCCUUGCCGCCUUAGGCUUGAAGCAAGAUGUCUGCCGUAUCAUGGUGGAAAUUGUCGACGACAUUGUCGCACAGAACUCCAAGAGGGACCCAAUCAUCCAGCAGCAGAACGGAAGUGCAUCCCAACAGCCAGGCACAGCGUCAGUAUCUAGCAGCGCACCAUCAAUCGACGAGCCGUCUUCCCGCUACACGAUGGAAGACGCUGCUCGGAUGCUUCUCAUCACCGCCAGAGAGGGUGAUGCGGUUGCCGAACGUGAGCUCGCCAUCUUUUACCUCACCUCCCCGGAGCUACUACAACGCGCUAUUCUCCCUCUCACAAAGCCUCGCGAUGUCUUCAAGACCGAACUCUUGAACCGCGACAGAAAGGCCUCGGGCGAUACUGCGCGAAGCGAUCCCAUGACCAUGUGUGUGGCACAGCAUUGGAUGGAGCAGAGCAAGCGUGGCGGCGAUCAGCUUGCAACGAAAUAUCUUAGAGCUAGAGAUGAGCUUGACCGGAUUUCUUAAGCUUGUCGUCAUACACGAUCGUGACGAUUUACUAUCAUUUUCCUAUCCCUUUUCAGCAAUGAUAUACCCCAAGCCCCUUUCCCACCUACAUUCAUC